Molecule: messenger RNA, 3036 nt
Organism: Anas platyrhynchos (mallard)
Lineage: Eukaryota; Metazoa; Chordata; Aves; Anseriformes; Anatidae
Gene: NHLH1
Product: nescient helix-loop-helix 1
Biological process (GO): regulation of transcription by RNA polymerase II
Molecular function (GO): RNA polymerase II cis-regulatory region sequence-specific DNA binding; protein dimerization activity; DNA-binding transcription factor activity, RNA polymerase II-specific
Source: RefSeq, a predicted model, not a curated record
CGUGCGGGGCACAUGCCUCCUCGGGGUGUCCAUCUCAACGCGCGGUGGCCCGCCGGCGUUCCUGCCCAAGGGGUGAGAUGCCAGGGCCCCGAGGCCACCGGGGCUCCCCCUGAGCCCCGGCUCCAUCCCGCCAAGCAGGACACCAACUUUCCACCUCCUCGAUGGACGGAUGAGCCAAGCGGCUCCUGGCUCCCUGGAUUAUUUGAGCUUCUGGAAGGGAAAAGCUGGAGCCCGGGAAUGGUCGGCGGCUUGGGGAGCGCGCCGGAGGAGCUCGGCUCUGACACCUGACGGCUCCAAGCCUGGGUCCUGCCGCGGCUGCACGGGGGAGCCCCCGGUCUCUGUGCACCUGCAGGGUGCCAGCACCGAGGAUAUUUAUUUAUUUAUUGCAUUUCUAUGCAUCCUGCCCUUUUAUCCACGUGGUUUAUUGUUGAAGCCGUCCCCCACCCAGCGAGGAAAAGGGAAAAAUUUUGAAAUUCCCUUGCAGGGACGGUGUGUGAUGAGGAGGAGGAGGAGGAGAAUAAGCAGGGGUUCGCUGUGAGCCGGGGCCCUUGUUCAGGCGGAGCGGCUUUGCUCCGACGUGGUGCCCGCGUCAGUCUGUCCUGCAGUGCCUCCUGCCCAAAGCAUCCAUCCAUUUGCCCGCCCUCCCCUCCUCUGCUAAGAUGAUGCUCAACUCGGACCAGACGGAGAUCGACCUGCCCCCGACGCACUCCGAGUCCGAGUCCGUCUUCAGCGACUGCGGCCGCGCGGGCAGCGUGGAGGACGCCGGCGGCGUGGGGUUGUGCGCCCCGUCCCGCAUGGCCGAGCAGGGUGAGGCCGUGAAGAAAGACCUGCAGCACCUGAGCCGCGAGGAGCGCCGGCGCCGGCGGCGUGCCACAGCCAAAUACCGGACAGCCCACGCCACGCGGGAGCGCAUCCGCGUCGAGGCCUUCAACAUGGCCUUCGCCGAGCUGCGGAAGCUGCUGCCCACCCUGCCGCCGGACAAGAAGCUCUCCAAGAUCGAGAUCCUGCGCCUGGCCAUCUGCUACAUCUCCUACCUGAACCACGUGCUGGACGUCUGAGCCGCCCAGCCUCCGUCCGUCCGUCCGUCCGUCUGUCUGCCACAUCUCCUACCUGGACGUGUGCUGGGCAUCCGAGCCAAGAGCUCAAGUCCGUCUGUCCGUCUGCGACCUGCGCCACAUGUUGGGCAUCCGAAAUGCUGUGCCUGCAUCCACCCGUCUGUCCGAAUGGACCGAGUCCCCAUCCGCCUGCUCUGUUCCCCCUCCCCUGAACUACGGUCUGUAUUCCCCCACCACCCAGCCCACGUCCGUCUGUCUGUCUGUCCUGAGCCAGGCUGGCUGUUCGGUCCAUUGGCCGUCCGUCUGUCCUGCUGGAUCUGCUGCCUCAAGGCCGUGCUGGCCGUGUGCGCUCCCAGCUUCUGUCCGUCCUCCUGCUGCGCGUCCCGCUGAGAGCACUGAUGGGAUCCUGAGCCUGCAUCCGUCCUUCUGUCCACCACAUCCACUGCUCGACCCACAGCAGGAGCCUCCAAGCCCAAGUUUCUCUGCGUCACCUCUUUUACACCAGCCACAAACCAGACCCGUGCAGCCCCAAGCAGCUCUGGGGGUUUGUCCAUCUGUCCGUCUGCACCUUUGGCCACCGGGCACAGCUGUUCGGGGCGCUGGGGCUUUUGCUGCAGUUCUGCUCCUAGCGUUGUGCUGGGCACCUGGGGGUCCACACGGGGACCUUGCUGCCACCCCAGCCCACUCUGCCCAGCAGCAUCCACGGGCACAGAGCAGCUCCUCGGGGUUUGUCCUGGCCUGUCAGCAAGCACAGGGCACGCUGCUCUGCCACAAGGUGCCCAGAGCCACGCUGUCCCUGAUCCCAUUGCAGUGGAGCUGCCUCCACCCGGGGCCUGGCCAAGCUCCUCCAUUGCACAUCUGCCCCAAAACCUCCUGCUUUGGGAGCAUCAAACCCCAAACCCGUGCAUCCCCGGCUUUGCUGCCCUGGGCUCUAGUGCAAAAUGAGCGUGGAGCCCCCCUGGCCCUUUACUCACCCUCUUUGCACCAACAUCCACGACCACCCAGAGCGAUCUUCACUGUCCCCCCCAGCAUUCCCUCUGCCUCCCCUAUUUUUUUUAUUAAGAGUUAAUUUUGCACUGGCAGCAGCAAGAGCACAAGCAGAGCCCUGCAGGGACCAGGACCGAGCCGAACCCCCCCAGCACACACAAAGGCAGCGCUCUGCCGGCUGCAGGACAGGCAGGGGCCAGGCCCUCAGCGUGGGACCAGGGAGAUGGAGUUGGAGGGCUGGAGGGGAAAUGUUCUUGGUGAGAGUUGGUGUCCUGCAAACACCAUGAGGGCAGCCAAGCAGGGAUUCCUCCUCCUCCCUCCCCACUGUCUGUCUGUCCUGCUGCCCGCUCCCCACAGCCCCUGCCCUCCUGGGGUCCCACACUCUGCUUUUUGCCCUCCUGAGAUGGUCACGGCCAUCCGAGCCCCAGUUCAGGAGCUCGCCAGCCUCCCAGCUCCAUCCCUCUCCUGUCACCGCCACCAGCUCUCACCAUCACCUCGCUCCGGACCUCAUCUCCCCACUCCCUGCAGAGGCAGGGGACCUGCCACUACCUCUGUGCCACCAGGUACCUCCCUGUCACCAGGUACCUCCGUGCCACCAGGAUGUGCCAGGGGCUGUGGCAUCCCCGAGGGCCGGAGCAGGGCCCCAUCACCACGGCGCUCAGCGGCAGAACAAAGCAGAGCAGGGCAGCCCACCCUUCCCCUCCACUCACAGACCACGUCCCUGUGCCACGAGGAUAUUUAUUGAAUUAAUUUAUUGAUAAAUGUUAUUAUUUAUUUGCUGUGUUGUGCACUUUUUGGAAAGGAACCCUAGAAAGCAAGCAAGCAAACAAUGACCAUGGCAGAAAACAAAGCGACCCACCCUUGUACACGGUGUGCCCCAGCGUGUGUUUGUCUUGGCUGUUCAGACUGUGCAAGGAUUUAUUAUUUAUGAGUUCACGAGGAAGUCGGGGAGGGGGGAAAUGAAUUAAACCAACAGCAAAAGAGAGAUCUUGAA